Physella acuta is the source of this 834-nucleotide messenger RNA. RefSeq names its product procathepsin L. Gene Ontology annotation, biological process: proteolysis. Gene Ontology annotation, molecular function: cysteine-type peptidase activity. The record is from RefSeq and is a predicted model, not a curated record. NCBI's taxonomy places the organism in Eukaryota, Metazoa, Mollusca, Gastropoda, Physidae.
AAUCUUGAGCACAUCCAACAGCACAACGCCAAGUACGAGAAAGGCGAAUACAGCUAUUAUCUUGGUGUCAAUGAAUAUGCUGAUAUGAGCGAACAAGAGUUCUCCAAGACCAUGAAGGGGUACCGCCGUUCUAACAAGAGUAAACACAGCAGUCUCGUCCAUGUGGCCGGUGACCUGAAAUAUUUACCUGAAGAAGUGGACUGGAGGACAAAAGGUUACGUCACAGAUGUCAAGAAUCAGGGAGCUUGCGGAUCCUGCUGGGCAUUUGCUGUCACGGGCGCCUUAGAAGGUCAGCACUUCAAGAAAACUGGAACCCUUACGUCACUGUCAGAGCAGAACCUGGUGGAUUGUACUCUGAAUAAAGGCAACUUGGGCUGUAAUGGUGGAUUCGCGACCUCUUCCUACGAGUAUAUCAAAAACAACAAUGGCAUUGAUACUGAAGCUUCGUAUCCAUACGAGGCCGAAAGUUUCUGUCGCUUCGAACCCUCCAACGUCGGCGCCAACCUGACUGGGUAUGUUGAAGUUAGGUACGAGGAUGAGGACGCUCUACAGGAUGCUGUGGCUAACGUAGGACCAGUCUAUGUCGCCAUACACGCCACCUCUAAAUUUCAGAUGUACAGCGGUGGUGUCUUUUACGAUGUUGACUGCAUCCCGGACCAAACUGACCACGCCGUUCUUGCUGUUGGUUACGGCACCUACCAGGGAGACGAGUACUGGCUGGUCAAGAACAGCUGGGGUGAGUCAUGGGGGAUCAAGGGCUACGUCAUGAUGGCCAGAAACAAGAACGAUCACUGCGGUAUUGCCACUGAUGCAAGCUAUCCGACAGUUUAGAUG